AAAACACGCCAAAAUCGACGAAAUCGAGAAGGAAAGAACCGCACACAUUUGCACAGCGGAUUCUUCACUUUCUGUGUCUGCGUCUCUCAAUUUACAAUUCUCUCUCUCUCUGUCUAUUUCUUGGAUAAUCGAACGGAAACAACGUGGUAAUGAGCGCGCCGACGACCUCAUCCUCCACCGACGAGGACUUUGCGAAGCCCGUGAAGAAUGGAAAAACCUUCGCAAACCCCAAAUCCUUUACCAACUGGGGUGGUAUUCCGGGAAUCAGUGAUGGAUUCAAAUUUGCAUUCACCGAAACUAACCACGAAAAUGUGCCAUGUGACAAGAAGAUUCUUGACGUCGAGAUUCCGGUGCACAACAUCACCGCAGAUGAUUUCCACAGUGAAAGUGAUCUAUUUGCGACGUGGCUUGGACACGCUACGGUACUAGUCGAUUUGGAAGGUGUAAAGUUUGUGACGGACCCAGUUUGGGCUGAUCGAGCGUCGUUUACGAGUUUUGCUGGACCGAAGAGAUACAGGCCACCACCGAUGAAGUUGGAGGAUCUGCCGGAUUUGGAUUUUGCAGUGGUGUCGCAUGAUCAUUACGAUCAUUUGGAUGCUGACGCGGUGAAGAAGAUCACAGAUCGCAACCCCCAAAUCAAGUGGUUCGUUCCGCUGGGAAUGAAGAAAUGGAUGGAAGGCCAGGGCAUCGGAGUCGACGGAUCCUCCACCGCUGUCACCGAGCUCAACUGGGGAGAGAGCUCAGAAUUUGUGAAGAACGGAAAGACCUACACCAUCUGGUGUCUGCCUGCUCAACACUGGGGACAGCGUGGACUUUUCGACCGGAACCACAGAUUAUGGUCAGGCUGGGCGGUGAUCGGCGAGAAUCGGCGAUUCUAUUAUUCCGGAGAUACUGGUCACUGUGACGGAGAGUUUAAGAAGUUUGGCGAGAAGCUUGGACCUUUUGAUCUGGCAGCUAUUCCAAUUGGAGCAUACGAGCCCAGAUGGUUCAUGAAAUCCCAGCAUAUCAAUCCGGAAGAGGCGAUUGAGGUUCAUAAACUCAUUCGGGCUAAGAACAGUAUUGGAAUACACUGGGGAACGUACCAUAUGGGCUCUACUGAGUACUACCUGGAGCCACGUGACAAGCUCAAAGAGCUUAUGGAUGCUCGGGAAGAUCUUAAGAACACGAGUUUUGUCACAAUUGAAAUGGGUCGAAUUUGGGAGGCGUCGGAUCAGUGAUAAACUACGAGGAAUUUGAAUUUUUAUUAAGAAUGAAGUAUUUAUUUGG
Molecule: messenger RNA, 1266 nt
Organism: Caenorhabditis elegans
Lineage: Eukaryota; Metazoa; Nematoda; Chromadorea; Rhabditida; Rhabditidae
Source: RefSeq